CCACUUUCCACAGCAGAUGCAGAAUGACGACAAAAGGCGGAUGCAGUAGACUGAGACGCAGCCCACACAAAAAAAAACCCUUCAACAGACAUAUUUUGAUCAGGAUUUUAUUACUACAUCAAUUAGAUUGACGCAAUCGACUCCGAAUAGCUUAGGUGUUUUUCUGUUUCGUUUUUCUAUUUUAGUACUUUAUUUAUUUAAUAUGAAGUAUUUUGAAAUUGAUAAAUUGAUGAAUUGGAAAGCCUGUGUGUUUCGUGGUACUUAUUAGGGCAGAGUGAAAUAGUAUUUGGAGUCCAAUGAUUCUGUGUGGAUCUGGCUGUAGGCCAGUGUGUGUGUGUGUGUGUGUGUGUGUGUGUGUGUGUGUGUGUGUGUGUGUGUGUGUGUGUGUGUGUGUGUGUGUGUGUGUGUGUGUUUGGUGUCACAGAGCACAAUGGCAGGAAGAGGAGGGUCCAGAUGUUGUCUGUGUUGCCAUAGUGAUAACUAGAGGUCAUUAGAAGCAUGGGGUCUGCUAGUACGGGAGAUGUACUGUGUGUGUGUGUGUGUGUGGUGUGGCAACUUCUGGGUUAUGGAGUGUAACAUGUAGUUGAUUAACAUACAGAUAGAUAAACAUUAGACAAUAAUAUGGUCCUGUUUGGUUUGAACAAUAAAAUCAACAAUAACAGAACAAUAAAGUUUUCACUUGACCUUGGUCUUCCAGAUGCUGAGUGCCUGGUGGUCAGUCCUGCCAGGCUGGUGGUGAAGCAUGGAGACCCAGCCUCCUCUAACUGCAGCUCAGAUACCCCUGUAGAGAUGGGCUGGGAAGCCACCCAGGGAGGAGUUGGUCUAACAGACAACAAGGUGAAGUUCCUACGCUGGAGGGUGGACAGUGUGACUGACUGGAAGAUCAAACCUACAUGCUUCACAGAAGGAGGCCAGUGUCAGAAACAGCUGAACAUCACAGUUUAUAAGCUUCCAGACCGUGUCUCCAUCAGCUACAGGAAGUACCCUGAUCCGAUGGUUGAGGGGGAUCAGUACCUGCUACAGUGUCUUGUCCAGAACAUCGCUCCUAUUGGGAGACUCAGGGUGACCUUCUACAAAGUCAGUGCCACAGGUGAACAGACAGAAUUAGACACACAACAUAAAUCCAAGGACAACAUCAACACACCACAGAAUGGGACCUUCACCCUGGACUUCACCCCUGGUAGAGAUGAUGACGGGGCCCAGUUGUUGUGUUCAGCCAUGUUGGAUCUGGGACCAGAGGGACCCCAACCUCCUCCUGUAAUGGACUCAAACCGCCUCAACAUCAACGUGCACUACAAGCCUCAGAUCACUAUGAGUCCUGGAUGUUUCUCCAUGAGCAUCACGGAGGGCGGACCCUUCAUUGGUUGUAGUGCAAAAGUGGACUACCUGCCCAUCUUUGCAGGGCUGGCUGCAGCUGUGGUGGUGAUCCUCUUGGUGAUCUCCUGUUUCACCUACUCAUCUUACUAUAAACACAGGCGCAUGGGCCACUACCAGCUGAAAGACAUGUUGCCACGACGACACAAGAACAAACACGUGGUGCACCACAACGGAAUGGACCAGUCCUUUAUGUAG
Molecule: messenger RNA, 1572 nt
Organism: Oncorhynchus keta (chum salmon)
Lineage: Eukaryota; Metazoa; Chordata; Actinopteri; Salmoniformes; Salmonidae
Product: intercellular adhesion molecule 3-like
Exons: 5
Coding region: 622-1572 (316 amino acids)
Biological process (GO): cell adhesion
Molecular function (GO): integrin binding
Source: RefSeq, a predicted model, not a curated record